UAGGCUUGGGAAGUUGCUGUGUGUGUGACUUGGCGGCCUGCAGAACCCGGAUGGCCACCUGUGUUGGGCUUCCUUCUCUGCAGCAAGCGCAGAUACAAAGCCUGUCUCACAUGGGGCGGGUGGGAGCUUUCAGCAUGCCCUGGUUACAAUCUGAGAAUUUCCCGGAGCUGUUAGGCCUGUUCCUCUUCAGGGUCUCGCGUUCACCAGCCGUAGGCUUGUCCUGCCUCCUGUCACGUCAUGUGUAACGUGGAUUUCCCAGGUUUCUGGGCUCUCAUGACAGCUGGGGCAAAGAUGCUGUCUGCUUAGCAGAUGUGGGCACUUCCAGUCUUCUUUUCUGAUUGGGGCAGACUCACCCAGUCUGUGGCUGCAUCCCCCAUCCCCACACUCCAAGGGCCCACCCCUCACAUGCCCCACUUGGUGCGUCUGUCCAGUUUUGUCUGCGCAGAACUCUUCCCCAGGCCCUGGGCUCUGGCACCAUGGUCGUAUGCACGCCCAGGGCUGAGCGCUGUCCUGACCGCAGUCCAGCCUGCGGAGCUCCGUGUUGCUGGCCUGCCUGGUCCUUAGCCUUGCCUCUCCCCCUUGGUGGUCUUUGUGACUUAGCAGCGAUAUGGCCACCACGGUUGCCGUCCACACUGGCACGUGAUCUGUACUACGCAGAGUGCCAUGGCGUCAUCUACGUCAUCGAUUCCACGGAUGAGGAGAGGCUAUCAGAGUCCAAGCGAGCGUUUGAGAAGAUGGUCACCAGUGAGGCGCUGGGCGGUGUCCCCAUCCUGGUGCUGGCCAACAAGCAGGACGUUGAGACUUGCCUCUCGAUCCCUGACAUCAAGACUGCGUUCAGCGACUGCACCUCCAAGAUCGGCAGGCGCGACUGCCUGACCCAGGCCUGCUCGGCCCUCACGGGCAAAGGGGUACGCGAGGGCAUCGAGUGGAUGGUGAAGUGCGUCGUGCGGAACGUGCACCGGCCGCCGCGGCAGAGGGACAUCACGUAGGCAUGGCUGGUGCCCGCUGGUGCCCACGACAUCCCUGAGUGCCAGAGGAGUGCUCCUGCUGGCUCCCUGCUGCCAGUCCUGGGGGUUGGGUUUGCUUGGCUCUCGGUUCUUCAUUUGCUUUGUUUUUUCUUUUAAGACAAACUUGUCCUUGUGUCCAUACAAGUGUAGGUAUCGGGAGGCUUCUGCUGAGGGGAGUUGGGGCAGCAGGGCCCCCACAUGACCCCUGCCGGGCCUGCUGGGGUGAGGUCUCCCUUUGGAGCUGCUGCCUCAGCAGCCCUGCCUGCCUUCCCCAGGGGGUCCUGUCUGGAAACGGGCUUCCCCGGAGCUGCUCCGUGUAGCCCCCCCCCCCCACGGGGGAGGCCCUUGGGGUCAUGACUGUCCUUGCUCUCCGUGGAGUUGGGUUGGGGGCUGGUGUCCUCUUGAGGGAGGGAGACCUGGCCCCCUUUGCUGGAGGCCAGCAGGGCCCUGGGUUCUGGGCCCUCAGGACGGGGCACAGGAGAUUGUCCGCUGGCCUGACAUCACCUUUUGAUCCCCAGCAGGAGGGGAAGGAGUGAGUGUCCCCUCUCCGAGUGUCUGUGGCCAAUCUGGGACAGCCAGUUGCCCGCAUUGGGGGUGGGGGUGCAUGGUGGGGGCGUUGGGAAGGUGGGCUGGGUUCCCGUGGAGCCCAGGUUGGGGCUGUGCUGGGCCUUCAUUCCCAGCUGGGGGCAAGGGACAGGCUGUCUCGAAACCCGCUUCCGGGCUGUGCCUGGCAGCAGGGCCCCCUCUCCGGGUGAGACUGGUCCUGGGGACCCUCCCGACAUGGCCCCCGCUGGAGCUGGCUGGGGUGUGUCCAGGACGGCGGUCCGAGUUGCUGCUGGCCAUCGCCCUUCCAGGAACCUGACCCUGGGUGUGGACUCCCAGCUGUCUGGGCACAGUGACCACGGCACGAGGGGCCCCCAAGGCUGGAGCUGUGACCUACCCGGGCACCGUCUUCCUGCUUCGGCAGGAAUGGCUGAGCCGGAGCCGGGCACCUGGUGGCUUCCUGAGGUCCGGUCCCUGGUGGGAGCCUGGGAGGGGUUGCUGAGAAAGGCUGAGUCCGGGCUGGGGCUGGGGAGGCAGCUGCAGGUGAGGUGACUCACAGGGAGUCGUGGGCUCCUCAUGGGGAUCAGGCACGGCGCUCCAGGGUCCAUGGGACAGGCUGGGAGUCCCCCACGCUGCCCGGGAGCCAUCCAGCCCUUUUCUGAGCUUGCCUGAGGGGAAAAGCCUUGUUUCCCAGAAAAGGUGUGGGACGCACCAGCCUGGGGGAGGUCCUUGGCCGGUCUGGUCCUGGGAAAUCCCCUGUGCUGGGACUGGGUGGGGCUCACUUGGAGGGGCAGGGUGAGGGGGCAGGGUCUUCUGGUGGCACAGGGCACAGGCUUCUGCUGCCCGGUCCGAGCUGGGUCCUGUUGCCAGAGCCCCUAGACUUGGUGUGACCCUCCCUCCACACUGUCGUAGCUACAGAGCGUGACCUAGGGGGUCAUGGAGUGAGCCUCAGGGACAUCCGUGGUGUCCACAGCUGGAAGGAAUGCACCUGCUACCCCCUGGCGUGUCUUAACGAUCCCUCCCAUCGAGGGUCGGUCCCACUUGGGGCGACCAGCAGGCAGAAGCAGCGUGGGGAGCUUGAGGGCCCACCCCGGGGGGGCUGUCCCCACCAGAUGUGCCCACCGUGCAAUCCGUAGACACACAUAGUUUCACACAACCCAUUUUACAAAACGGCUUUAUAAAAAAUAAACUUUGUUAGUGCAA
This is a messenger RNA of Callorhinus ursinus (northern fur seal), 2753 nucleotides long. RefSeq names its product ARF related protein 1 (gene ARFRP1). Gene Ontology annotation, molecular function: GTPase activity; GTP binding. Gene Ontology annotation, biological process: protein localization to Golgi apparatus; Golgi to plasma membrane protein transport; intracellular protein transport. The record is from RefSeq and is a predicted model, not a curated record. Gene Ontology annotation, cellular component: Golgi apparatus. NCBI's taxonomy places the organism in Eukaryota, Metazoa, Chordata, Mammalia, Carnivora, Otariidae.